CAGUCAUUAGUUCAGUCCUCCCCAAAAAUUCAUACACUUCAAUCGAAUAGGGCAUCAGAUCUUAAGAGGGAUUUUACUUCAAAUAAUUUCCUCUAUUCAAGAAUUUGGAGUAUGCUUUUUAGGUGUAUAUACUUCAAACUUUUUUCCAUGGAAGAACAAGAAAGCCAGUUCAUAGCUGGUAGUAAAUUCAGCCAGAGGGACACCUUUAGAGAAUCCUGAUCUCUGAUACGGCCGUCCUGAUUUGCUCCAGUUAAGACUUAGUUUGCGUUCCUUGCUCUGUGUUCACGUCACCUCCAUUCACGCCAUUCUCCAGUCCUCAUAAAAAAAGGGGGGGAAAUGGUUGGAUUUGGGCCUGCAGAUGUUCCUCCAACAGCAGCGGUGAAGUUUGUCGGUGCUGGGACUGCGGCCUGCAUUGCUGACCUGUUCACCUUCCCCUUGGACACAGCCAAAGUGCGGCUGCAGAUCCAGGGGGAGGCUGGAGGGUCUGCAGCCACAGGUAACAGCCCUUUAGUGAGGUACCAGGGAGUUUUUGGCACCAUCACCACCAUGGUGCGCACAGAGGGUCCGAGGAGCCUUUACAAUGGACUCGUGGCGGGACUCCAGAGACAGAUGACCUUCGCCUCUAUCCGUAUCGGUCUCUAUGACUCUGUCAAACAGUUCUACACUAAAGGCUCUGAUCACGUGGGCAUAGGCAGUCGGCUGCUAGCAGGUUGUACCACUGGUGCCAUGGCAGUUGCUUUCGCACAACCCACAGAUGUAGUUAAAGUCCGCUUCCAGGCGCAGGCAAGGUCUACUGGGGUUGUCAGACGCUACCAUAGUACCGUCGACGCUUACAAGACCAUUGCUAAAGAAGAGGGCAUUCAUGGCCUUUGGAAAGGUACAGCUCCAAACAUUGCACGUAAUGCAAUUGUUAACUGCACGGAACUGGUGACGUAUGACUUCAUCAAAGAUGCACUUCUUAAAUCCACCCCCAUGACAGACAAUCUGCCCUGCCACUUCGUAUCAGCUUUUGGAGCAGGCUUAUGCACAACUGUGAUUGCCUCUCCGGUUGAUGUGGUCAAGACCAGAUAUAUGAACUCUUCUCUUGGCCAGUAUAACAAUGUCCUCAAUUGCACCGUUGCCAUGUUGACCAAAGAGGGACCCCUCGCCUUUUACAAGGGGUUCAUGCCAUCUUUCUUACGUCUGGGCUCCUGGAACGUUGUGAUGUUUGUCACUUAUGAGCAGAUGAAACGGGCCAUGAUGGCAGCGCAUCAAAAUUGGGAAACUACGCUUCAAUAACAGCAGUUCUUUACUUGCUGAAGGGCGAUGCGAUAUUACAGCUGUGUUGCUAAAUAAUUUUUUUUCCUUUUUCCUUUUGAAUGAAUGAAUACCUUUACUUGUCAUUGCACAGCUGUACAAUGAAAUUAAGUAUAACUCCCCAGUGGUACAAAAUAAAAAAUAAAAUACAUACAAAUAGUCAAAAUACAAACAGGCACACAUUUGCAGCACAAUCAACGGUCUUAUAGUUCCUGUUUCACUUUCAUAUUUUACCAUUCAUUUGACUUCAGUUGUAACAAAUGUUUUGUUGUACAUUAUGGCAAUGAUGACAUAUAUGUAACUUCAUGACAUUUUAAAUAAUAAAAAACAACA
This is a messenger RNA of Lampris incognitus (smalleye Pacific opah), 1629 nucleotides long. RefSeq names its product mitochondrial uncoupling protein 2-like. Gene Ontology annotation, cellular component: mitochondrial membrane. The record is from RefSeq and is a predicted model, not a curated record. The coding region runs from base 337 to 1278 and encodes 313 amino acids. NCBI's taxonomy places the organism in Eukaryota, Metazoa, Chordata, Actinopteri, Lampriformes, Lampridae. Gene Ontology annotation, biological process: mitochondrial transmembrane transport; response to cold; adaptive thermogenesis. Gene Ontology annotation, molecular function: oxidative phosphorylation uncoupler activity. The transcript is spliced from 8 exons.